GACAAACGGCUGGUUCGUCCGCGUUUGCGGGACAGAGACGGCACGUAUCGAGUAGUAAACAUGGCGCCGUGUGACCCUCCAUAUCAUUUUUAAGUGUGUUCCUGUACACGCAGUAUCUCGAGAUUAAUUUCACGUACUUUCGUAAAAAAGAAAAUAAUAGGGUUCGAUUAGUGCGGACGGGGCACUGCACUAUCCGCGUAAACCGAUACUCUAGACAUACCCUUGAAGUGCCAAAACGCAUGACUCGUUGUUUAUUUUCUGAAAUUAAUUAAGUGCAUUAUUAUACAUUUAUUAUUAUAGUGUCGUCGCCGAAUAUUUCAAAGUGCCAAAUGUAUUUACAUAAUGUAAACAGUAGGUUCAGUUAGACUGUGUAUGUGGGCGAGUGUCGCUUCCAAUAGAUAAGGAUAUAGUUCGUAAUGGACAGGAGCAUCGACAACUACCUGCAUAAGAAGUUUAAGAAACAGUUGAGCGUAGAACCAAAGCAGCAGCAUCAUCAACAAAAUGACAGAAAUAAGGAAAACAAAGAAGUCGCCCCGCGAAAGUUGGAACCGAGUGAGGAAAAAACAUCGAGGGGCAACACCGAGCCAACAACUGUGCCAAAUGAAAGUACAAAUAAUCACCACGCCAGUUUUAUGCCGAUAGUCGGCGCUCCUGACCACUCCAAGUCUUCCAUAUCAUGUGAAAGUGGGAACUUUAAACCGUGCAUAUCAAACUCAGUAGAAUCGCAGCAACCAGAGGCCAUUAGUAUAGCAUUUAAUUUUGAUACAAACUUUAGGCAACUCAACAGUAGUAGUGUCAGUGAAACGACCAAAAUUGUUAAUAGUCCGUCUUCCAGUGUUAACGAGUAUCCCCAUUACAAUCAAAAUCAAACCAGCCCUCCUCCACCUAUUAAGGAAGAUCGUACCUCAAAAGAUGAUUAUAAUGUAAGUAAACCGAUAAAUGAAGAGGUUCAGCCUACUCCAGAGAAGAAUUCUAGCGGGAAAUAUGUGUGCAAGUACUGUAACUUAGUGUGUUCUAAACCUAGUGUACUACAAAAACAUAUAAGAGCGCAUACAAACGAACGUCCGUACCCUUGCAACAGUUGUGGGUUCAGUUUUAAAACCCGAUCAAACCUUUAUAAACACUGCAGAUCUAGGACACAUGCUAAUAGGAUAAUGGGAGUUAAAGCUCAGGAAAAUUCGGGAGAAGGUGACUCCAAACAAAAUUAUGCAGAUAAUGCAACACAAACGCAAACGUAUUCAAACACCGAAGAACCUUUGGACCCAUCAAGAAACAAACCUUAUAAGCCCAGAUUUCAUACUGUUCAACAGUUUGAAAAUUUAACUCUUGAAGAGGAAAGAGGGAAUAGAGAACCAAAUCUGUCGCAUCAUAUUAACGAACUUAUAAAUAAAAAUAAUUCCAUAGUUAAUUCUAAUGACCCGAAUUUAUUGAAAAGACGAUUUAGCGAAGCUUUGGAUAAUGCCAAUAACAAUGAGUACUUGACGCAAAGACUUGACAGGCCAGAUAUUGUUUAUAGUCCUAGCAGCAGCGACGAACCUUUAAACUUAACCAACAAAAAUCGUAAGAGAUGUAUGAGUGAAAUACAAGAACCGGUUAUACAGAAAAGUUUAAUUAAAGAGUUGCUACUCAAGAAUCUAAAUUCUGACAUGCAAUGCGGCUAUUGUAAAAUGAUUUUUAGAACAGUAACAGAGCUCGAGCUUCACAAAAUGAGAAACUGUAAAGGAAAACCUCCAGAUGUGAAGCAUGCUAGAAGUAGUUCGGUGAAUGUGGCUUCAAUUCUUACAAAAAAUAAAAACGCCUUUGACGGCAUACCAGCGUUUCAGAACGCCAUGUUUCCUUUGAACUCGCCAGGGCCAUUUUUAGGUAAAACUAGACUCGUCGAUAGUGAUAAGAGCAAAUCUUUUUCAUUUGAUGCCGUCAAUUUACCCGUGCCUAGUCCCAAUGAAUCUUCACCUAACUUUGUGUUAUCACCUAUUCCAUUUAAGGAAGAAAAGAAACCAUCAGUUAAAAUGUUUGGUGGUGAAGUAAAAAUUCAUAAUAGUUCCGGAGAAAGCAAAAGUUACCGAAUUGAUAAUAAAGACGAUAACCUUAAUCAACAAGAAUUUAUUGACUUUGACGGCAAACCAAGUGAGAAUAGAGUGACUAUAAAAUCCAGUUUACAAUCGGGUGGUACCGUUUUAACAAAUAAAACUUCAAAAGACGAAACUAAAAUGGCCAGGGAUAUUAUUAGGAUAUAUGAAAACACACCUUUAUCACCAAAUAUAAAUAUGAAUAAUUUAGGACGGCCGCAGUUUAACUAUGAACCAAGAUUAGAAGCGAACUAUUUGUCAACUGCAGUUACUACUAACAGUAGACUGCCUGUAAGAGAAUCAAUUGUCAGUAUUAAAGAAGAGCUUCAAAGUCCUUCCCAAAAAUAUCCAAACACCAUAGAUUUUAGCCAUAACGUAGUUAAACAGUGUGUACCCAACCUUAAACAUCCUGGAAUACAAAUAUCAGGCAUGUAUCCACAAAAUACAGCUUAUUCCGAUAAGGGUUGUGAAAUGUCCCCACCUGUCUUAACAAGCCCUAGACUCAUUAGUGUGGCUAUGACAAGCAAACCGAUGGAAUUAGACAAUCACACUCGAAGUCCAUUUCAGCCAAUAAAAAAGAGCGUAAUUCAAAAACUGACAUCAGAUCCACCCACCCCCACUAAUAUUUACAACCCGAUGAACUUGGUUGUAAACGGGAAAGUCAUUCGAUAUGUCCCAGGAAUGCCUGGACCAGUGGAAAACUGCGUACCGUAUGGAAGUAGUAUAAUAGCGGUACCACGUGCCAGUAAGGAGGUUGCUUCUCCAGUGCAAUCUCCAGUUAUAAGAAUUCCUAUACCAGAACACGUCAGUAGUCCUAAGCCGAUAGUUAUUCAAAAGCCCAUAACGCCUAUAGUUGAGAGAAUAUCAAAAUCAGAAAAUAUUGAAUCAAAACUAAUUAUGUCUAACUCAAGAAUACAAUCACCAAUUGCAUCACCUAAAAUCUCUGAACAGCAAAAAACCCCUGAGAAAAUCAAGGAAUUUAGCCCACCAAACACUAUGGAAAGUCCAAGGGAGCCUAAGAAAUUUGCGAGACCAAACAGUUUAGCAUUAAAACCAACUACAGCCUCACUGAAGCAACACCAUGGGCUUACCCCUACAAUUUUUAACCAAAUACUUAUCAGCCCUGAUACGCCACGUGUGGCAAAGAAAUACGCUCAACAGCUUUUUAAUGGCAACUAUUUCAGUUAUCUAGGAUUGAAGAGUUCUACAAGACCCGUUUACUGUACUUUAAAUAAAACCCAACCAUUUUAUGUGCCUCAUUUCAAAAAGAUGAGCAUGUAUUCUGAAUGGAGGCAGCAGGAUGCUAAAGUAGACAAAUUAUAUGUGGGCGCUUACGACUCGCGGCAACGAAACCAAAAGUAUACUACUGCUGGAAAAACCGAUGCUGACCUAAUUAUCCAUUCCAGUUAUAAGUUUGUCGUUUCUGAAGUUUCAAGCAAAUCCGAUGAAGAAGAUCAAAAACCUGGAUUAAUAGGCGGAUAUGAGUGUAAUGAAGAUUCUCCAUACAUCAGGGGUAGAGGUAGAGGUAAAUACGUCUGCGAGCAAUGUGGAAUUCGUUGUAAGAAACCAUCGAUGCUUAAAAAACAUAUUAGGACUCAUUCAAAUGAACGGCCGUAUACAUGUAAUCACUGUAAUUUUAGUUUUAAGACAAAAGGGAACCUAACUAAACAUAUGAAAAGCAAAUCUCAUACUAAAAAUUACACAGCAACAAGCAGUGGCUCCGGAUCAUCCACACACCUUAGUGUAUCUCAUAGUUCAGACUCUGAUACAGAGGAUAGUGGGAUGGAUAGUAGUGAUGAAUCUAUGACAAGGCAACAGGAGCACGAAGCAGCUUAUGGGUUACUUUCCCUUUCACAAAAAACAACUGCAGCUUCGCCUACAGAAUUGCUUAGCCCAGGAAUUAUAAACGCAGCUUCUACCAACUCAUCCAUCGAAUUCAUGACAACGGAACAAAUCAGCUACGUCUCGAAAUCAAAUUAUGCUAAGAAUAAAAUUUUAGAUAACUUCACUUAUAAACUAAACAAAUCUAUUGCUGAAACGAUUCCUUCGAAUUCGGCGAACGAUGAAAAGGUGACCGGUUCUGAAAGUGUUACGAACUUUUUAGGAAAAACUAGCACUACUAGGCCAUUAACGUAUCCUUAUACAAGUAUUCUUGUUAGUCCUGAAAAAGUGGCGAGUCCUGUAAUUAAAGAACCCAAAGAAGUGCCUCACGACAAGUUUGAUCAUUCCUCUUUGGAGCCAAAAAGUAUUAAGCAAUUUCAUGUGAUUCAAAAGUAUGCUGCUUUUCAAAAGGAGAGGGAAAUACCCGUUAAGGAAUACCAGGAUAAAAGUGAAAGUGUCACAAAUAAUGUCACUUAUUUACCUAGCCCAGUUCCUACUUUAAAAGUGAAUGAUGUGGUGGUUCAAGAUCAUAUAGCAGAAAGAAAACGUAAAAUUACUGUGAUUGAUAACAACUAUAAGAUGAAGGUUCAUAGAAAUGAUGAAGUAAUGGACUUAUCUAUUGCCAGUAACGAAAAAAGGGAAAAUAAGGUGUCAAGAUUAACUAUUGAUCAUCAGCAGUUCAGUUAUGAUCAACAUCGAAUUAACGAGGAUAUGUAUGUUGAACGAGCACCUGCAGAGUACCGAACAUCGCCGAAUCCCUUUAUAGCUAGUGAGGCACCAUCUGUAGAAGAAAUGAACUGCAGAAAUUUGGAAAACAGCAGAAACUACUCUACAGUAGCUUCCCCCCAACAGCCACCUGUGUUGUUACUUGCUCCAAUCAGUCAAGAGAAUCAGUUCAAUAAUUACGAUGCUGAUGUGCACAGUAACAGCAGUUGUGGGGAAACUAGAACAGUGGAGUUUGAUAAUAGUGCUAUGGAAACCUUGGCAGAUGUCGCCACUAAACAAGUGAAGCUAGAUAAAAAUACGUUGGCGAAAAGUGUUGCGUCGGAAUAUUUGAAACUGGCUACGCAACAUGAAAAUCUUGAGGAUGUCAGAGAAAGUAGCAACAAUUUUAUCCCAGGAAAAGAGGUGAACGAUAUGAUGGUAAAAUCAGAAGGAAACAAGAGUUGCCAUAUUUGUUUGAAAAGCUUUAAUCAGCCGUACCAAUUAACUCUUCACAUGAACAUUCACUAUUUAGAAAGACCAUUUCGCUGUGAUACCUGUCAGGUGAGCUUUCGCACCAAAGGCCAUUUACAAAAACACGAGAGAAGCGCUAGUCAUUACACUAAGUUAUCAUCUUCGCCGGCCCAAUCGUCCUCUGAACCUAGACCGUUCAAAUGCUCGGACUGCAACAUCGCAUUUCGCAUUCACGGGCACCUCGCCAAGCAUCUGCGUUCAAAAAUGCACAUAAUGAAACUGGAGUGUCUGGCUAAGAUUCCAUUUGGUCUUUACGCAGAAUUAGAACGGUCCAAUAGCCUCCUCACUGAGAUCAACACUAGCGACGGGGACCAAUGUUUAGAGAGUUUAAAGACUUUAGCUAAAAAGGUGUUUAUCAACGAUCCUGGCAAGCUUCAAACGCUGAUCAGCGAAGCUGACCUCGGAUCCAACAUAGAUCCAGAUAGCUAACUGAACUAAUUAUAGAAGUAAUUUAAUUUUUAUGCGUAAGACUGAUAACAUCAAACUUAUUAUUAAUGAUGAAUACGCAACCGUCUUGGUUCGUUGCCUAAUUCUUAAUUUAAAAUUUAAAAAAAAUACUUGAGGGUGUGUCACCAGGUUCAUCCUUUGACUUGUUAUAAAGAAUUUUAAGGUCCAAAAGUAGCAACUUAUAUUUUACAUGACAUAUAAAUGCAUAUCUUUUGUAUAUGGUAGCAAACUUUAUAUCCAUGUACUAUUUUACAACACAGCAAAAAUAUAUACUUCUUAUAGUACCUUUGUUCUAGAGGUACUGUUUUUUAAUUUGAUAAAUUAAGGACAAAUUAGACAAUUUAGAUUCAAAUUAAAUGAUGUUCUUAGUGAUUCUGCCUAUAUAUUUAUUUGAUAGAAAGUUUUAAAAUCGAUAAGUUUUUGUUAAAUUCUUCUUAUCAAAAAUAUCCAACUUAUAUACUUUAUUUACAAAGCAAGUGCCAGAUUUAGUAAUUAUUAAGGCUGUUCUGCUAUAUUAUGUUUUUAUUAUUUUUUUAACAGUGUAAACAAACAUUAUUUUAGUGGAAUUUUAUUUAUUUAUGUGGAGAUAUAAUGCUUAUGUUGGGGGAUUUCUAUAUAAGAGAUUGUAUCCUCCUCAUUUAAAUUCAUAUGAGAAUUGAAUGUUUAAGUUUUAGAAUCUAAUGAGUUUUUUGCAAUUAUUCUUUUUUUUUUAAGAAGUACUUUUAAUUUUUUUUAUCAAAAAUAAGUUUUAGUUUUUUAAGCUGUCUGAAAUCGUUUUUGAUCGAGUAGCAAGAAAAUGUGGCUUUAAUUUUUUUUAUUCUGAAGUUCUCCUGUAUUUGUAUUUCUCCCCCAAGAUUAUGCUUUUUUAUCUUUUUUUAGAGAUAGAAAUUUAAUUUUACCCUGUUUUUCUAUAGCUUAAUUACAAAAUCAUGAUAUCUCAAAAUAAAAUAUAUACCAGAGUUCGAUUAGAGAAAUCCAUAACUGACGUGGCAACUUUAAUGGCUUGUUUGAUUUAAGCUGCGAACAAAAUUUACUUCUAGUAUGGACUAUUUCUUCAGUAUAAAGUUUACUUUGCUAAGGGUCGAUCAUUCGUCCAGGAUAUAGCUCUAACCAUAUUUGGAUUUGAUAAAUAUAUUUCACAAAUAUAUUCAAGUAAUUAAUUAUGGCUACUUUCAAAAACUGCAUAUAAUCCAGAGAAAUAUAAGAAAAAACGAAAAUGAUAUUUAUGUAUAUCAUAUGUUAUAGAACUAUAAAGGGAGCAGGGUGCAGCGACGAAACGGGAGGGAGUUGAUUAGGAUAUUAUGUUAUAGGCAAAAUGUAUUACAGUAGUAGAUAAUAAAUAAAAAUCGAGAUAUGGAAUUAUUAAUUUAUCUCUAUAUCUGAUGUUCAUGGAAUGCAUGAAACGAUUUUAAAAAUAUUAAUAAAUUAGAAAUUCAAUCAAUAUGAAUGUUAUCGAUAAAAUUGCAUACAUAUUAUUUAAAUCUAUUUGCCAUUUGAACCCAUUUUAAUGAUUCGGUUAACAUUCUUUUAAGUUUAACGUUUACAAAAUUACAUUAAUUUGCACAAAGAACUUUUAACCUUACAGAACACUCUUUAGCUUAACUUCCUAACUAAAAUAUAAUUGAGAGUCAAAAAGAUUACCUAGAUUAUGAGCAAAAUUCUCUUAGCAGCUUAGUAUUAUUUAUGUAAAUAUUCAUAGGACUAUACAAGUUCAAUGGCAUUUUUGGUUCCAAAAAGUUUUUUAAUGCCACUGUAAAAAUGAAAAUAGCAUAUCGGCCAGAGACAUAUUUUUAGCAUGAUACCACCAUUUUGGGAUAAAUGUAAUUAGUAGAUGUUACUAUGUAACAUACAUCCAAAAAUCUCUAUAUGAUUUUAGAGAACAGCUUCAAUAAUUUAUAUCGAUUUAAAUAAAUUUUUUUAGUGUGAUGAGUAGCUAAAACUUAUUGGCCUUGCUUCUAUUAUAAUUAAGAUAAAAAAGAAUUAUUAUGUUAAUUAGUUUAUUAAAAAAGCUAUAUUCUAUUGUGUCAAACUUUUUGUGAUAAUGUGAUACACUUUGUAUGUAGAGGUUGCUCUGUAGAUACAAGAAUCCACGUGGCAAUCUAUAUAUACACUAUUAAGGAUAUUUCGCUAUUCGUAAGGUAAUAGUUUUAAGAAAUAAUUUUUACUUUUCGAUCGUUUUUGUUGUGUGAAAUAUUUUUUAAAAUUUCAUAAGGGCGGGAAAUAUGCCUAUUUUUUUUGGGAGGAACUUUUUCAAUUUCUGUGUUAAGCAUUUUUAAUUUUGGUAUAUGGGCAAAACUAUUUUGUCUGAAAGAAUUUUGGUUUAUUUUUCUUAAUUAAGUGGUUUUCACUGUAUUCUCUUUGUAUUUAUUAAGUCUAAUUUUAGUUAUAUUUUUAUUAUUAUGCCUGUGUGUAUUUGUGCAAAUGAUUUACAUAAGAAAAGUGCAAUCAAUUAUACAAAGCGCGUUAUGCUACAACAGCAAGAGGGGGGCAAUAUAUGACAUUAUGUUGACUUUUAAAAAGUUAUUAUUUGUAUAUUCUGUUUAUAUAGUUUUUGUUAAAUAUAUAUUUUAUUGCUCCCUUUUCUGUCAAACUUUAUAUGAUAAGUAUAAAAGUACAACAUAGUAUACCAAAUCUUUUAAAUGCAGCUGUCAUUUCAUAUUCUAUAUUUGAUAAAGAUGCAUGCAUUCAUUCAGCCAUUUUGCAUUAAAGUUUGGUAUGCGGAUAAGUGAAAUGAGUUCGUUUUUUUUUUUUCAUUUUGUAUAUAUUUUUAUAUAGGGUAUCUAUGUCUAUAAAUUGUUAAUAUUGUUUUAAUUGUUAAGACUUUGUUAAUUAAAUUUUCUUUAAAUCAGUCA
Messenger RNA from Anthonomus grandis grandis, 8485 nucleotides. RefSeq lists its product as uncharacterized. Lineage: Eukaryota; Metazoa; Arthropoda; Insecta; Coleoptera; Curculionidae. Bases 417 to 5615 code for a protein of 1732 amino acids. The record is from RefSeq and is a predicted model, not a curated record. Gene Ontology annotation, cellular component: nucleus. Gene Ontology annotation, molecular function: DNA-binding transcription factor activity, RNA polymerase II-specific; zinc ion binding; RNA polymerase II cis-regulatory region sequence-specific DNA binding. The transcript is spliced from 10 exons. Gene Ontology annotation, biological process: regulation of transcription by RNA polymerase II.